ACUUGAUUUAUUUGAUGGAGCAGAUUGAUGAUGAUCCCAUUCGGGAGAACCCUUAGCUCGUCGCAUUGGACCAAAGUUUCUAAAAUUUAUGUCGAUCAACCAACAUGACAAAAACAAGAUUUGAGUCUUUUGACUAGAUAAAUCGUCAGAAGCUAGCUCAUACACGUACACGGACCACGCCUACGUAGGACAACACCAAUUUAAUCCGGUACACUGUAUGUAAAACAAUAAUUUCGAUAAAAUUUUACAUGAAUAUAACGUAUGUUUGAUUUAAAGCAAUGGAUUUUGAAAUUUUCAAAAUAUAUAUUUUUCAAACAUAUACACAAACAUACAACAUUACUCUCAUUCAAUAAAUUUAAUAUAUGACAUUUCAUUUGCCCAGUCUUUGUUACCCCUACUGUCAAGUCAAAUCAUCCAAUAUCUUUCAACGACCAAUCAAAUUGAACCAUGUGCUUCAAGCAAUUCACGUAAACAAACGCGGUGAAGUCAAACGAAGAGAAUUCACCAAAAGUUGUUCCCAAGUCGCUGAAUAGGCUUAAUACGUUUUGCUUUGGAUGGAGCUUUCAUUUCAAGAUGGAUGACCUGACCCAGUUGCGGAAGCAGUACAACAGUCUACAUCGAGAGCUGAUUGAUAGACAACAUGUCCUUAAUUCCUACCUCAAAGGCAAGCUUCCAACUCAAAGAGAGUUAGAGGAGGAGAAUGAACGUAUCAACUCUCAGAGACAUGUUCCUCCUGGGAACUCCCAUUUCACCAGCACUCCGAUAAGACACCCUACAAGAUCACCUACAAGAUCACCUACAAGGUCAACGAGAAGGUCACCUUUCCACCCGAGAGGCAGCACUUUCCAUGAAAGGGGGAGGUCGGAUGAGCACACACCCGGCAAACGCAAAUCUGACAUGGAUACGCCGCGUCAUAUCGGAAGAGGGUCCAACCUGAUGCAUCAUGGGUCUGAAUCGAAACGCCAGCGGAGCAUGGAGAGACCGCUCCCUCGCUCUCGCACAAACAGAGAGGGUCCAAGUUCUUAUUAUUCCUCUAGAAAGCAAUCCAAUCGACACAGGGGGGAUUCAAGAUGCAGGAGUCCUCAUAGACCAGCUCAAACAACAAAUGGUAGUAUUGAUGAGAGAGGACAUCGGGGAUGUGAUGAUGACUAUGAGGAGAAUGCUGGUGAAGGAAGUUACGUUGAGCAACUUUUAUCUCAAGGAAAUGAUCGAUUGACUGCUGCUAGGUCAAGGGAGGUCACUCCAAACCCAAGGUCUAUUCUUCUGACACCAGGGUGUCGUCCAAAGAAGACACCUAUGAGAGUUAGCUUUCUCAAUAGACUGAACAGAGGCCACCAGAGCUCCCCCAUCAGACCCCUUCCUCGUUCCCUCCGCGAUGAUAGCUUAUCACAGGCCGUGUCCCUUCAGGGUAGUCUCCAUGACCGUAGCUAUGGCAACACGACUCAACCCUUGCUGGGCUAUGAUUGGAUCGCUGGUAUGAUGGAUAACAACCCUGCCCUUGGAGAGAAGUCCGAAGCCUACCUGGAAGGGAUCAAAGAGUUCCGUCAGAUGAACAGGGACGAGUGUGUGCAUGCAACCGUCAUGGAUGAUGCAGCUGAUGGAAUAAUGAACAUAUCCCGGGGUAAUGAAGAUGUUCAUGAACCGUAUCCUGAGCCCAAAGAACAUAAAUGUAUUCACAACUAUGUGCUCAAUGAUAGGCUGUAUGCUGUGCCGCUGCAUGAAAACAAUGCCGGAGAGAGCCUGUGUGCUAUCUGUGAGCAUAGAAGGAGCAGCGAAAAGAAAUCCCUAUCUUCACCUUCUUAUAUUAGGGUCAGUAUUCCAAGAUCCACUCUUCAAUCGCCGUACCAUGUUCGUCCUCAUCGAAGGCAGAGCUUUGAUCCUACUGACUCUAUGGGCUUGUCUCAACACUGUUUAGCUGGUUGGCAGAACUCCCGUCCGUCCAUGAUGCCUCCUGCAUCUACUAUUGAUCUGAAAGCAUCCCUGGAUAAAACUAUGGUGGCUGCAAACACUCUUUUUGACCCAUCACUGGAUGGGUACCAAGACACGACAGCAGGGCGCCCUCUUGGCCCAUCUCGCCACACGCACGAGCUUCUCAACCGUUCGCAUGCACUGAGGGUAGACCUCCAACGGCUAGAAAGGGCGGGGCUCUCCAUGGCUGAAGCAAAUUUCAAUGUCUCUAGAAAAUAUCCCCUUUUAUGAUGAGGUCAAAGGUCAAUCAUAUAUGUUCUCAUUUUUUCAGAAUUUAUAUAUAUUUCAUGUUGCUUUCCAAAGUGGUAAUGAAAUGAAAAACAUUCCUUAAUUAUAAAGAAAUAGGUUGAGAUGCACUUCCGAUUCAUUUCUGAAGUAUAUGAGUUUAAUAAAAAACAGAGUUUAGUUUAUAUAAACCUUGUUAUGUUUAUUAUGUUUAUAGCAAAGAUAACAACACCCCCAAACAAAAACAGUAAAAAACACAUUUUGAUAGCGUCAAUCCUUGCUAAUGAUUCAGUUCUCUCAUGAAUAAAACCAAUACAAAGUUGGGAAUACUGGCGUACAGUGGGGGGGGGGUGGGCUUAGAAUAGUUCCAUGAUUGAGAAAAAAAAGAAUAAGCAAAGAAGAAAAAGAAAGAGAAUAGGGUAAAAUAUGAAAUCAUUUUCUCGAUAAUUAUGAUUAAGCCUGUCAUAAAAGACAUUUUCGUGGUUUGAAAAGAGAUUUUUUUCUAACUCACUUAUGACUUCAGUAAAUUUCCCUUGUACUUUAUGUUCUGCCCAGUCAACUUUUUUUUGCUCACUUUGCCACUUGUUAAGAAAACCAAAAUAUCAUGCAGAAGACUAUUUAAUGAUACACUGUCUGUAGUACACCUACCCUUCAUUGACACGAGCUUUCAAGUGACAUAUCUAUUAGAAUUGGAAUUUAAUAUUUUACUUGUGCCAUCUUUUUUUGCAAAAUUUCAUUUACACUCUUUAUCAAUGGAGAGAAAGAAUAGGCAAGACAUACUGCAGUCAUGACUUUUGCAGGAAACAAAAGUUGUGUCACUUGCUCCAUUUUGAAACUGUAGUGGAAAUGAUGAGGCUGGCUGGAAGAAAAUGUGGAAACAGCAAAUGUGUUUGCGAUAUCGAUUUACCCAACAUUGUGAUCCAUGGUAAAAGAAGUUAAACUCCAAUUUUAUUUUUCAAAAGAGACUUCCUUGAUUGAGUUGAUCUGUUCACUUUAUUUGCACUACAAACCUGUGCUCUAAUGAUUGAGAAAAAACGAAGGGGGUGUUGCAAGAAGGCAAAGUUACAAGUGAUAUACCAGGGCCUUGUCUUACAAAGAGUUACGAUUGAUACGAUCAUUCUCAACUAUGGAAAGCCAGCAACGUCAACAUCUAAAAUGCAUGUUUGUUCAAAUAUUUUCUAGAUGUGAUGUAUAAUCAUACAUUCAUUGUUUUCUUAAAAAUUCAGUGUUACUCUCUCUGUUUACAAAGGACAUCAUGCAAAUUUUUUGUAGAAAAAAUGACGACAUUGAUGGAUUUCCAUAUAGUUUAGAUUGAUCAGAUCAAUCGCAACUCUUUGUAAGAUGGGCCCUGUUGUAACAAAUGCAAAUUGAUUUUACUGCUUUUUGCAAAAAGCAGACAAGCAGUCUAGUAGAUGUUGCUAUCAAUUGCCAGACUUACAAUUAAUUUUUGGAUCCAAACAUGACAAAAGUUUUGUGAUAUUGUUUUACACAAUAUUGUGAUCCAUGACGAAAGGAAUUUAACUCCAAUUCAAUUUUUUUCAAAAGAGACUUUCUUGAUUUAGGGUUCAUCUAAUAUGCUUUCCAAACUUUUGCUCUAAUGAUGAAGAGAAAAGCCAAGUGUUUGUGAUACUGCCCGGUAACUGGUUUACACAAUAUUGUGAAUUUAUGAUGAAAGGAAAUUUCCUCAAUUUUAAUUUUCAAUAGACUUUCUAGAUCAAGGGUUCACUUCAUUUUCUUAAGUAAAAGUUUAUGCUUUGAUGAAGAAGAAAGAAGUUAAGAUCACAUGUUUCCCAAUUUAUACAAUUAUGUAGACACAUGUUGCAAAACAAUGACAGUAUAAAUAUGAUCAGGUAUCUUUUAAUUUAGACACUUAGUUUAUGCCAAAGUUGUCUCUCUUUGUCAUUGGCUGAUGAAAGUUGUUCAUGUUGGUGCUCUGAGACUUGAAUGGUAAUUAAGUGGCUACUGUGAGAUUUGUAGCAAUAGUAUACAUUGUCCAACAUAUAUUUGCAUGCAGAACUACCAAAGGUGAACAAAUCAUGCUUUAGUGAUCACAGUGUUAUAAAAAAAAAUCAUACAUUAUGAUUAUUUCUUGUAAAUCAAACCUCACUAUUAGAUUUAUUCUUAAAUUAAACUAAAAGAUGAUGAGCCAUCCCUUUUUGGCAAGGAGCAUUGAUUAACUAAUGUUCUACUUUAUGAUAGAUAGCUUUAGGGCAAUUCAUAUCAUAUGAUCAACCUUUUUGUACAUUCGACACAUAUUUUCGUCCAUUUUUACUUCACUUCAGCAACUGCUAUUAAAAAAAGCCAUUUUAAAUUUAGGGAGCAUUACAAAUUUUCUUAAGAACUAAAAAAAAAAAAAACAGAAAAAUCAUUUUAUCCUUUGUGUUGAAUUUAUAAAGGUCUUGUGUUGAUUGAUGUGAACAUUCAUGGUUGUGAUUAAAAUUUUGUUGUGGAACUGAAAUGAUAUCUUAA
Molecule: messenger RNA, 4662 nt
Organism: Lytechinus pictus (painted urchin)
Lineage: Eukaryota; Metazoa; Echinodermata; Echinoidea; Temnopleuroida; Toxopneustidae
Exons: 9
Coding region: 574-2199 (541 amino acids)
Biological process (GO): negative regulation of G2/M transition of mitotic cell cycle; negative regulation of cell migration
Source: RefSeq, a predicted model, not a curated record